Molecule: messenger RNA, 1434 nt
Organism: Rotaria sp. Silwood1
Lineage: Eukaryota; Metazoa; Rotifera; Eurotatoria; Philodinida; Philodinidae
Source: the annotation of a GenBank genome assembly
AUGUCUACAAUUCAACAAGACCUUAUCUAUGAAGAAUUUGAAAUAAAACAGAGAAUACAACAACAUAAUGAUAACGAAAAAAACAGAACGCCAUCAUCAACUGUAAAACGUCAUCCUACAAAUCACAGUCAACUUAAUGAUGAUCAAUAUACAGUUGAGUAUCAGGAUGAUGACAUGGAAUUCCAAGAAAUAAAUUAUAACAGGCAAAGAAAAAAACGAAUUAAUAAGGACAAGGACCAGCGAAUUCAUGCACGAAUGAUAAUUAAUUCAAAUAUUAACAAUAACAGGAACUCACAAGCGACAACAACAACAAAUGAUAAUAUUAUUAAAGGUGAUUCAGUUCGAAUAUCCAAGCACGCAUUAGAUUAUGCAUCUGAAUAUCAUCAUCAACCGUUUAAAAUUGAAUGUGAUCCAAAAUUAAAAGAUCAACGUGAAGGAUCAAAAUUUAUUCAAGCAAUCAUUAAUUAUAUUAAAAUUGAUUUUUACAAGCAAAAUGUAUCGUAUAAUAAACAGUUAUUGUUUGAUCUGUGGUGGAUUGAUAAAGAGGGAAAUAUUCGAGCAAUUGUUAAAUAUACGGAAAUUGCUGUUUAUUUAUCACAAGUAAAUCGACAUCCAACAGAAAUAAAAAAAUAUAAAAAUAACACCACAUCCACCAAACCAUCUUCCACCUCAACAUACAGCAAUAUCGAAAUGGCAGCUGUUUAUGUUCCACCAAAAAAUUUACCUCCUUUUGAACUUUUUCAAGCACAUGAUAAUGAAAAUAUCAUCAUUUUUGGCGACUUUAAUGCAAAACAUCAAGAAUGGGAUUGUGAGAAAAAUAAUUUAAGUGUAAAUCGAAUAAAGGAAUGGAUUGAAAAUGAAGGUUGGCAUAUACUAUACCCUUCAAAACCAACAUCUAAAAAAUCCAAAUCUAUUAUUGACUUUGCCAUAGGACAAGACAUCAAUGGAUGGAAUGCAGAAACUUUGGAUGAAGGUACAUCAGAUCAUUAUCCAGUGAUCUUUUUUUCUCCUUUCUCGGCAACAGAAAAUGGGUCUUUUAGAGCAACCAACUGGAAAAUUUUUUACUAUUUUUUACAAUCUACGUUCUCAUAUUGGAAUUCAUUAGUAUAUAAUAUGGAUCAUAAUACAUUUUUUGAAAUUUUUUCAGCAUUUCUAGCAGCUCUAUGGGAUCGUUGUAGUGAAUAUAAAUACGUUAAAAAUUUUAGAACUCCAUGGCCACCUUAUCUAGUAAUGUUAGCUAAAAAUAACAUAUUUCUACAAGAGAAAAAUAAUUACCUGCAAAAACAAAAAGAUAAUGAGUUAAAAGACAUGAAAAUAAAUAAUAAUGUAUGGUCAUAUGUGAAAAAUACUUUUCGUCCAUAUUCUCCAUCAUUUAAAGGUUUAACAACAUCAAAUGGAAUAAUCAAAAAUAAUCAAGAAAUUGUUAAUCUAUGA